AUGAAUGCCUGGUGUGCCCUCACCUUCUUCUGGUUGGCAUAUUUCUGGCAUGGCACACUGUCCUGCCCGGCUCUUUGCAAAUGCUAUCCCAGAAGAGCUGAGGUGGUCUGCAAUGAGGUUUCCCUGACAGAGUACCCCACUGAGGGUCUCCCAAAGAACACCGUCCUGCUCACAAUCCAGUUCACAAACAUCACCUCAAUCUCCGAGUGCCAUCUGAAUGCCACACCCCUGCUGCAAGAGCUCCACUUGUACAGUAACCACCUGCAAAACCUUUCCCCUCAUCUUCUCAGGGGUGUUCCUCACCUCCACACUUUGGAUCUCACCGGAAACCAACUGACAGACCAGCCAGCAGAUGUUUUUAGCCACACCGCGCUCCGGAGCUUGGUGCUGAAGAAUAAUCUGAUUGAAAAUGCAGAUGCCGAGUGGCUUCCUGAUAACAGCAGCCUCACCUGGCUGGACUUAUCUGGAAACCGUCUGACAAAGAUCCCAACUGCUUUGCUCCAGAAGCUGCCCCGUCUGGAGAUUCUGGACCUUUCCAAUAACCAGCUGGAGAAGAUCUCUGCAAAUUCUCUGGACUCACUGACCAAGCUUGAAAGGCUAAACCUGCAGAACAACAAGGUAGACAUGCUGGAUGCAUCAGUACUUCAGCACACCCGUAACCUCACCUACCUGUUCCUCUCUCACAACAAGCUUGACAAACUCUCCCACAACCUUUUUCAAGAGCUCGCUCAGCUCAGAGUUCUGAGUCUGGAGGAAAAUCAGCUGAGCCACAUCCCUUCAGGUUUGCUGGACCAGCUGAGCUCCCUGGAUGAGCAGGGGUUGGACCUGACCAGCAACCCCUGGCUGUGUGAUACGAAGGUGGAGUACCUCUGGAGGUGGCUUCAGAAGAACCAUAUGAAGGUCUUCCUGCCAGAAACCAUCAUAUGUGCUGGACCUCAGUCUCUAGCAGGGCGCUCUGUCAUGUCACUGACAGAUAGUGAUCUAAAGCUUCAGUCUUAA
Monopterus albus (swamp eel) is the source of this 999-nucleotide messenger RNA. RefSeq names its product leucine-rich alpha-2-glycoprotein-like. The transcript has a single exon. Gene Ontology annotation, cellular component: plasma membrane. Gene Ontology annotation, molecular function: protein binding. The coding region runs from base 1 to 999 and encodes 332 amino acids. The record is from RefSeq and is a predicted model, not a curated record. NCBI's taxonomy places the organism in Eukaryota, Metazoa, Chordata, Actinopteri, Synbranchiformes, Synbranchidae.